AUGCCUCUGGUAGAUUACGAUUCGUCUUCUGCGUCAGAAUCAGAGCAUGAAAAUCAAAAAUCCAACAAGAAUGGCAUCAUCGAAGAUUCAAAGGUGAAGCGCCUAGGAAAGGAAGUAGCUUGGGCUCGUCCUUCGAAAAGACCAAAGAAGCUACCUUCUCUCCCCGAAACUUUUGAGACAGCUCCAAAAGACGACCCAUCGCUACAUCAAGGUCGACGACGUACUCGACCAUACGUAGAUGGGGAUUACAAUACUCACGUCUACUUAUCUCUCAAACCAUCAUCUGGUCUUCGAGCGGUACUAGAAGAAAUACUAAGAAGUAUUCAAGAUGAACUACCGAAUCAUACGAUUCAUUCCCUCUUGUCCUCUUUACAUAUCUCCCUGACCCAUCCAUUGCCUCUUCGAAGAGAUCAGAUCUUACCGUUCCGCAAUUCCCUGGCUGGCCGAUUGAAGACACUGAACAAGUUCAAGUUGAGUUUCGCAAGUGAGAUGAAAAUCUAUUAUAAUCGCCUUAGUGGGGGUGAAGAAGGAAGUGGUGGAAGAGCUUUUUUAGCUCUGCGUGUAGGAGCCGGCGCGAAGGAAAUUGAGGGGAUACUGGAUAAAGUGAUUCAUCCUUCAUUGGAUAUUCAUCAUUUACCGAAAUAUCAUGAAGAUCCAGAAUUUCAUACUUCCUUCGGAUGGACAUUGAUCAAUCAGAAAGAGGACGAAGGCGAUGGAGAGGUCAAGGGCGAAGAUACACCUGGUCUUUCUUCUGAUCGUAUCACAAAAAACCAGAGUACUUCCGACUCAUCGAGCGUAUCGAAUUUCCAGCACACGCCAUUCUCAAGCGAUCUCUUCGAACGUAUCAACACCAAAUACCAAGAUGUUAUAUUACAGAAACAACCUAAAGGCGGCUGGGAAGUCGAUAACGUACAUCUCAGAGUAUCUAAAGAAGUGCAUGUGCUAGGUCUACGUCCAGAUAAAAUGUUGUAA
Messenger RNA from Kwoniella botswanensis, 972 nucleotides. RefSeq lists its product as uncharacterized. The transcript is spliced from 5 exons. The record is from RefSeq and is a predicted model, not a curated record. Gene Ontology annotation, biological process: U6 snRNA 3'-end processing. Gene Ontology annotation, cellular component: nucleus. Bases 1 to 972 code for a protein of 323 amino acids. Gene Ontology annotation, molecular function: 3'-5'-RNA exonuclease activity. Lineage: Eukaryota; Fungi; Basidiomycota; Tremellomycetes; Tremellales; Cryptococcaceae.